Molecule: messenger RNA, 1288 nt
Organism: Adelges cooleyi (spruce gall adelgid)
Lineage: Eukaryota; Metazoa; Arthropoda; Insecta; Hemiptera; Adelgidae
Exons: 13
Coding region: 249-1013 (254 amino acids)
Source: RefSeq, a predicted model, not a curated record
AAGAAUCAUAUUUUACACAGUUAGUCAAGUUGAUUAAACAGAUCUUUUUUUUAAAGUUUCGCUGUUUAAUAAAUUAACACAAUUAACUAAAUAAAAAAUAAUAUCAAGCUUUGAUAAUUUCCUAUGAAGUUCCUUUUGAAUAAGAUGUCUGAUUCAUAGGACUUUUUUAUAGCUAUAGGCUAUAACUAAAGAAAUCAAUUCAGCGGUUGAGGAGACACAUUAUUGGUAAUUACGAUACAUGGAAAACUAUGAUAAUGUAUUAUUAUAGACCGACGAUCGACCCUAAUGAUGCGAGUCGAAGCGUUUAUUUGAAAACAAAAAUGAAUCUUUACUGUUUUUUAUUACCAUUUGCAUUUGUAAAUGUUUUGGCAGUUACUAAAGACUAUAAAAAUUUGGCUUCCAUUACAAACAAACACAUCGAGCUUGCAUCUAAACUAGAAACUAAGAAUGAAGAUCCAGACUCGGGUCUAAGAAGAUUGGAGUAUAUAAUAAAAAGAAUAAUCCUUAAAGAUAAAUAUAAUAUUGAGGAAUUGACUUAUAUGUUGACUGUACCGGAAUAUGCAGUUAGAACUCAAGACCUUGAAAAAUGCAUGGAAUAUCAGUAUAAUUUGCAAACGGAAAUAUACGAAGCCAUAUCUCUCGAUGUGCCUUCCGCUGACACCGUGGAUUUCGGAAUGUCGAUGGGUCAUUUGAUACAUGUUGGUUUUGAUAUAAGAAAAAUGAUUUAUCCUUGCCUACUAUCCCUAAUCACACGUAUAAUUGAUGGAAUUGAACAGGAUUUUAAUUUUACCCAGAUUUGUUACUUAGUUGCACUAUACAAGAAUUCAGAAGACUCACCAUUUAAAAAAUUUACAUUUAUAACAACUGCCAUAUUUGACUAUUCUUUUAGUCUUUGCGUCCUAACUUCUAUCGAAGGCAAAACUACCUGCUACAAACAGAAUGAAAAAAAUAUUAUUGAAAUUCUGCCAGGUUCUGAUGAAACAAGAUCACUUCUUCUUGAUUUAAAUAAUUAAGAUUAGAAAACAUAUGGUUAAAAAAUAUUUAUAUUCUCAGCAUUCAGUUUUAAUAACUAUUUUAUAAUUUAUUAGUACUUUUGUCGUUAUAUUUAAAUAAUUGCUGCAUACCGCAUUAACAGAAAACAUUGUUAAGUUAUUAAAUAAAUUACAUAAUAAACAUUUUUGUUCAAGAUUUUAAAUACAUUCGUUGUCUACGUAUGGAUUUUUUUUACGAGCUGCGCCUAAUUUUAUGUAAUUUUUUGUACUUACUCAAAUCAUUUUUUAGCUGCUUA